Molecule: messenger RNA, 3362 nt
Organism: Branchiostoma belcheri (Belcher's lancelet)
Lineage: Eukaryota; Metazoa; Chordata; Leptocardii; Amphioxiformes; Branchiostomatidae
Exons: 15
Coding region: 685-1887 (400 amino acids)
Source: RefSeq, a predicted model, not a curated record
UUCUUGUCAUGCUAUUAGGGGGUUUGACUUCUUCUCAGGAGGCAGUGGGAGAUGAAUUGUCGGACUUUUUGAAAAAAUAUAUGGGUUGGGAGUUAAAACAGAACACGAUAGCACAAUUGAGCUACUCUCCACUUCUAAACAGCCGUCACCAUCUUCCUGCUAUAAAACCCAUCUGGGGUCGUUCGGUUUAUGGCACCUUCGGGGUGCCCAUCAAAGAAUGACACUCUUUUGUCUGUCAUUAUAACACUUUUCACAUCGAGUUGAAAAAUGUGCUUGCCUACCUGGCUGUCUGUUUACGUGUACGUGUACGUGCGCUCGCGCCUUAUUGGUCAAGUACUGAUGACGUAAGAGGUAAUGCUUCCAAGAACUUGUGACCAACGACAGCGUGGUAUUAGCGUCACGUGUUUAGUCUCUCCUGGGGCACCCAGCGGAGACUACCCAGCGGGCGGAUCUUCAUCUGGCGAACGUAGUUGUCCACGGAUCGGGCCCAACUUUUUAUUCCGAGCCACCUUUGUGAGUCAUCGUCUUUGGGCGGCAACUUAUCAAGCGAAUUCGGAAGCAACAUUUCAAGUGCCAUACAUCAAUCGGAGUAGGAAAUUCUGCAGGCUUUUUGGAGGCGCAACUUAAAAAUGCAAUCAAGUGGAGUUACAUUCUGUUAGACUGAACUGCCAAAGAAGUGGAGUUAUGAACAGACAUGCUGUUGGGCCUCUACAUCCCUUCCCCCGUCAGUUUGACACUGUUGAUGAGCUUCUAGAGUACUACUGGAGGAGAGGGUACCAAUAUGCUGAAAUAUCACAACUGCUGUUGAGAGUUCACAACAUUAACCUUAACGUGAGGCAGAUCAAGUACAGAUUCAAGAAGUUGGGAUUGUUGAGGUAUGGUGGCGCUGACCCUGAUGAUGCUGUGCGCAGGGCAAUUCAGGAAGAGCUGCAGGGACCCAACAAGCAUUAUGGGUACAGAAGAAUGCAUAGGUGCCUGGUCAGAGACCAUGGUUUAAACGUCAGAAGGAUAACUGUGCAACAUAUCCUGAGAGAGGAGGACCCAGAGGGGUCUGAACAAAGGAGACGACGUCGUCUUUCCCGGAGACAAUACUUUAGCUUGGGCCCAAAUAUGACCUGGCAUAUAGAUGGAAACGACAAACUGAGACCAUAUGGCUUUUGCAUUCAUGGCUGCAUCGAUGGUUACAGCAGGCGCAUCUUAUGGUUGAAAGUUGGGCCAACCAACAAAUGUCCUAAGGUGGUUGCUGGAUUCUACCUUGAUACUGUAUGCCAGCUAGGAGGCUGCCCAUUAGUGGUAAGAAGUGAUCCGGGCUCAGAAAAUGUUGUUGUUGCUGCCAUCCAGGGCACAUUUCGUGCCACUGGUGAUGAUGAAUAUUCCGGCCCCAGAAGCCACCAGUAUGGGAAAUCUGUCCAUAACCAGCGAAUCGAAGCAUUUUGGUCACAUCUCAAGCCAAAACUGGUGUUUUGGAUACAAGUUUUCCAGGGCUUGGUUGACGAUGGAGACCUGGAACUUGGAAAUAGCAUUCACACCUGGUGUCUCCAGUUUUGCUUCAUGCCCAUUGUGGCAAGAGAUCUGAACAGCUUUGCAGAAGACUGGAAUGACAGGAGAAUCCCACCACAUCACAGCGCAUCAGUGCCUGCAGGACGACCAAAUAUACUGCACUUCCUACCAGAGCAGACAGGAGGUCGAGAUAUGCUGCAGGUUGUUCCCGGUGGGAUGCUGCGGGCAGCAAGAUGUCAUUGCAAGCCAUACAGUAUGGUUGGAAAUGAGAGUUUCCAGAGGUACGCAGGAGAGAUGCUGACUAGAAUGGACAGAACAACUCCAAACAGCAUCAUUGAAGCACUUGACUUGUACAGAGAACUUGUGGUAAUAGCAACUGCAAUGUAAAGUCUAUGCCGGUGCCAUAAAUGUAAAUAACACAUGAAAUAAGAUACAACUAAGUUGUCAUUUCACCUGGUAAUAGAGUCACAUUGUAACUAUUUAUGGCAAAUGCUGUAGCUGAUUUAUGGAUUCCAUGUAGAAACCCACAGGAAACUGUUACAACCAUAUAAUAGUGUUAUGGAUUCUCAUUUCUUUAACUUCUAAAAAAUAUAACACAGCUUAUAUAUCUUCAUGUGCUUUUUGAUUGAUACUGAAUUAGAAAAUUUAUAACAGAGUGGCAAUGUAAUUCCGAACAUUAAUCAUGUAGCAGGUGAUGAGAGACCUUUGCAUAAUGAGAAAUAGGUCAGAGGUCAGUCCCUAUGGACGCCCAUCCCUUCCGAGGUCUCAGCGACAACCAUCCGUUUUUGACUUUCAAAGCUCCUUUCUGAACAUUUUUGUCAGCCAAACCAAAACAAUUAAGUAUCUUGAUGCUCUUUCUACCCUUACUGGUUAUAACCUACACGAUUGACUAUCCAAAGUACAAGAAAAUUUAACGAGAUUAUUGCUGGGAGAAGCUGGUAGGGAGGGCGCCCUCUCAAUCAGCGUAUGGUAAGCUAGAACCAAGUAACAUACAAUUUUGUCAUCUUUUCUUGUGUAUGAAAAUAUUGUUCUUAGCUGAGACUGUCGAAUAAAAUGUAUAAGUAUUAUGUAAUUUUAUUCAGUUUGCCUAUUAUUCACGUUAUAAGCCUUUGAAUAAUCCAGAAAAUCGAAACACGGUACGGCAAGUUAGCUCUAUUUGAGCAUCGCCUUGUAAAAUUGUUCACUAAAAUUGUUCACUAUCGUUCCUCCUCAUGAUGUGAAAGCAUGGGGAUUGACUUGUGUAUAUAUCGAAUCAGAAUCCGCACUUUUAGACCAAUUUCUAAACAAAUGGCGGGAAAACGAGAGGUAAAGUACCGGCAGGCCUGUUUUGCACAACAACAAUGGCAACUCUUGUUAGUACUCACCUGCUGCGUAACUACAGACUGGAAUGACUGGAAUCACUCAGUAUCAACCAACCCCAGACUUAACUCAGCACCAUGAUGUACACGGCUAAUUCUGGGCCCGAUAUUUUUUUAUUGUUACUCAGUACGGAAGGGCUUGAUGACAAUCGCUCAUCUCAAUGCUAGAAGUUUGUUACCCAAGUUACACGAGCUCAGAUCCCUUUCAUCCACACUGAAUAUUGACUUGUUUUGUAUACAUUUAGGUGAAACCUGGUUAAGUAGUGAAAUCAAAGACUGCGAUCUUGAAGUAGAAGGUUACAAUUUGUACCGUAAAGAUAGGAAUCGACACGGAGGUGUAACGAUUUACGUAAGUGACCUUUUGUAUAGCAAUAGGCAUAGCAACUUAGAAAACGAUGAUGUUGAAUCUGAAAUUAUAAAAUUCCAUGUAAACAUUCCAGUUAAUUGCACGUACCGACCACCUUUGUCAUACAACGUGCAUCCUGAGUGUAUUAAAUGACAAGA